Messenger RNA from Homarus americanus (American lobster), 2786 nucleotides. RefSeq lists its product as uncharacterized. NCBI's taxonomy places the organism in Eukaryota, Metazoa, Arthropoda, Malacostraca, Decapoda, Nephropidae. The coding region runs from base 258 to 1754 and encodes 498 amino acids. The record is from RefSeq and is a predicted model, not a curated record. The transcript has 6 exons.
UCAGAUUUGUUUAUGGGUUUUAGAAGUUACAGCUGCUUCAUCUCUCUCUUUUACAUAUAUUUGUGCAAACUAGUAUAUAUGUGAAUAAUGAUAAUCAUAAAUUAUAUAACUGUAACAAAUCAUUAGGAAAUACAGCAGGUGUGUUAGUAUUAAUAUGGUUUUGUGUUCGUUGUUCAUACAGGUGAUAAUGACUGGAGCACCCAACAAGUGUCAACACGGAGGGGUUUAAAUGAGGGAGUCUCUUGUAAUUUACGAUUAUGGAGAACCAGGAGAGACCCACAUCUAAUUUAAAUGUACUGAUCACGGAUCGUUGGCCUCUGUCAGAGUAUGUGCAUGAUGAGAGAGCCGACUGGAGUAUAGAAGCAAUGAGAACAAAUUUACAACUGAUCUAUAGAGAUAUUCACCUAAGAGGCCUCCUCAGGAGAAGACCUAACAUUCCUACCGGCUCGACUGAAGUUAAAACUGCUCAUGUGACCUCAGACCGGCCUCAGACUGUUCUCGUCAAUGAUGCCGCCAAACACCGCAUGGAUGGUCUACUAGAUAAGGCUAUUUGUACUGAUAGUCUCCCUAGAAAGAAUCUGAAAAGGAAAGGGAAGACAGUGCACAAAAUUCAACAGAGGGAACCCAAGGAUGUGAAGAGGAUAAACAAACACACGAACAUUGUCUCGGCCUCAUCCAACACAAAGGGAGGAAAGUGUCAAGGCAAAGUCACCAAAGCUACUGGUAAACAAGUUUGUGUGACAUUAUCUACCUCUUCAUCAUCAUCAUCAUCUACAUCAUCUUCAUCAUCUUCAUCAUCAUCAUCUACAUCAUCUUCAUCAUCUACAUCAUCUUCAUCAUCUACAUCAUCUUCAUCAUCAUCAUCUAAACCGAAUUGUACAUCAUCGCUGAAGGGGACUACAGGUAAACAGCAAGCUAGACUCCUCCCUAAACCUAAGACGCCAAGUUCAUCUGGCGUUGGUUUGAGCAGCUCUCCGUCCAAGGUAUAUACAUUAUGUAAAAGGGUUGUACGUCUUAAGAGAGGUGAAGUGAUGAAAUUAGUUGGCAACACAUUUAUUAUAGAAACGGAUGAGCCAAGGAUAGAAAAGAUCAAGCCAAAGAUAGAAAAGAUCGAGCCAAGGAUAGAAAAGGAUGAGCCAGGGAAACAAAAGGAUGAGCCAAGGAAACAAAAGGAUGAGGCAAGGAAACAAAAGGAUGAGCCAGGGAAACAAAAGGAUGAGCCAGGGAAACAAAAGGAUGAGCCAAGGAAACAAAAGGAUGAGCCAAGGAAACAAAAGAUCGAACCAAGGAUAGAGAAGGACAAACCAAGGAUAGAAAAGGAUGAGCCAGGGAAACAAAAGGAUGAGCCAAGGAAACAAAAGGAUGAGGCAGGGAAACAAAAGGAUGAGGCAAGGAAACAAAAGAUCGAACCAAGGAUAGAGAAGGACAAACCAAGGAUAGAAAAGGAUGAGCCAAGGAUGGAAGAAGCAGACAUGGCUAAUACCAAGUCGAACACAGACACGCCAGACUUUAGUACUCAAACAUAUGUGACUGCAUGUUGCGACAGUUCCAGUUCCUCUAGCAGCACUGAAAUGUUGGAACCUAUAGGCAUGAACUGCAUGAAAGAUAUAAUUUAUUUACUCAGUCAUCGGUUUGGAGGAACACAGAUGGAUAACUUUGAGGUAUUGAGGAGGAACAGCUUCAACAUUCUCAGAACAAUCCAGGAGCUUCAGUACCUGCAGCUAAAUAAAACAUGUGCCCAAGAAAGAAAAUGACGCUGGCAGCUGAGGUUAGCCAGACCCUGAGAUACGUACUUUCCUUGUGGAGUCCAGUCGGCUCCCAUGCAUUCUCCCAAAGUCUGAUGACCACUGCACCUGAUAUUCCAAGAAUUUUCCCGUCGCUAUCUGCAAAGGUGGCUGAACAAACAAUUAACAGUACGGUAUCAUUUAGAGUGAGACGCUACAGCUGUGGAUGAUGCCUCAGAAGCUGCUAGAAGACAAAGCCAAUGUUUUGUUUCAGCAAGACUGUGUGUCUACUCCACUUUCACAGUGAGGUACAACAUUACUGAAUGACCAGCUGCCUGAUCCUCGGGUUGGUUGUGGAAGACUCAUUCUUUGGCUGAGCCCCCUUGACUUUUUCCUCUGGGGUUAUCAGCAUCUUUAGAAAACUUGAAGGAAAGGCUAUGUAAGGGUGUUAGAAAAAUUCAGUACAGUAUGACUUUGAAAAUUGGGAACAUCAUCUAUAACUAUCCAGAACAGGUGGUACAUACUUGCAAGGAAACAUAACCUGUUAUCAAAAAGCACAUAGAGAUCAAAUUACAAAAAUAAAAUUACCCAUGUUAUAUACUGUACUGUAAACACAUCACUUGAAACCAUGAUGAGUGUUGGUGGCAGACAAUACUGUACAGUACCUGGCAUGUAACCACUCAAGUUUGUGAAUUGUCAAAAAGAGUCAAAUACUGUCCUGUAUUAGGUAGGAUCUAGUUGUCUCCAUUAUGAUUUCAAUAUACCGAAAAUAAAGUCUAUUGGAUGUAAGCCAACGGCAGCAGCUCCGAGUGAUGAACAUCGAGACCUGAUGUCAGAAGCUCCAACUUAUGACAAAUUGUGUCAUAAAAUUAUCUUUGUAAAUCUAUGCAAGAAAUGCCUAUAAAAGGUGAGACUUGGGAGUCAAUGGGCCAUCAUGAAUUUAGCCUCCCUCGGUAGACCUUUCAAAGACAUCUCAAAAGUUAUUACGUAAUAAAUUAUCAAAGCACUGUACUGUUCUGCAAUACAUAGAACCUUCACUUAAUAAAAUUUUACCCAAAUUAA